This is a messenger RNA of Colletotrichum fioriniae, 957 nucleotides long. Lineage: Eukaryota; Fungi; Ascomycota; Sordariomycetes; Glomerellales; Glomerellaceae. The record is from RefSeq and is a predicted model, not a curated record.
AUGGCACCCCGCAAACAGCCCAAAACAUGCCAACACACAUCCAUCAUCGUCGACGCUUCAGACUACGGCCGCUCCAGGGCGGGGUUUCUCCGCGUACCCGUUGAGAAACGCGUCGCCGCGACGACGCGGUCAGGGAGGGUUGUGCCGGUUGCGGAUGCCGGUACCUCCAACUCCACUUCCCCCGACUCCAAUAACCCCGGCCGCGGCGCCGAUUCCGGCUCCGGCUCCGGAUCUGGGUCUGACGUCCCCGCACCACCGCUCCCACUCCCGCCCGACCCCUCCACUUUUCCCGGCCCGCUUGUUCUCCCCGACGACGACCUUGCGCUGGAACCGCGGUAUCCGCCGCAGAGUUUGAGGGCGUGGGCCAACGGGGAGUGGAGGAAUCGGAUUACGGGGGGGAAGAGGACGUUGUAUGUUGCUGAUUUUCCGGGGUGCGAGGGGGGUGUUGAUGCGGUUAUGAGGGGGUGGGAUGUCCCUGUUUUGGAGGGUGUUGCGACGAGUGGUUUGGAUGGGAGGUUGAAGCAGCCGAGGGUUGAGGAUGUGGUCUCGUACUUUGAGGCGUUUUAUCAUCCUCUUCCGGUGAGGGUUCUACCUACUGCGUUUAGGUUCGUCAAGUGGGAUGAUGAGGGCGUUCCUCGCGGGAGGGCGAAGGAAAAGCCGUUCAUGGUCGGUCUCGCAACCGGAUCUUCCGCCAACGCAGCAGUUGUCGGAAUCCGAUGCCGUGCCUCCCCUGACGGCCUCGCCAAAUACCAACUCAACCUCAACGACCUCCUCGACGCGCUUUCGGGGGUUCUCCCGGCCGAUGCGUACGCCGCGUGUAUGCUCAUCGCGCAGGAUCUGUACGAAGAUGAAGACGACGAUUUCUGUUUUCGCUUCGGUAUCGGCCUGCGAUGGAUGGGGUUAUGGGGGUUGAGAGGGGGCAUGGGUGGCCUGCGAGUCAUUGUGGGCGGUUUGUGA